Molecule: messenger RNA, 2429 nt
Organism: Ictalurus punctatus (channel catfish)
Lineage: Eukaryota; Metazoa; Chordata; Actinopteri; Siluriformes; Ictaluridae
Product: mixed lineage kinase domain like pseudokinase
Exons: 11
Coding region: 135-1583 (482 amino acids)
Biological process (GO): protein phosphorylation; cell surface receptor signaling pathway
Molecular function (GO): ATP binding; protein kinase activity
Source: RefSeq, a predicted model, not a curated record
AGUGAGCUUUAUGCACCACUAAGAGGAGGAGGUGUACUUUAAAAAAGGCGGAACUUUGGCUCUUCUGAAAGCGGGGGAUUCCUGCAGUGAGACUUCACUGAGACCAGAAGUAGUUUGCACUGGUACACGCAAUCAUGGAUUUUGUAGACCCGAUCCUGACCAUAGCAGAGAAAUUGCAUGAACUGUGUGGUGAGGUAAAAGCCAACAAGAAGCGCUGCAGGCGUCUGGCUGUGCGUGUGUCUGCACUGGUAGAGCUCGUCAAAGCCGUUAAGCUCACUGGCUUGGGAAAAACGCCAGACCAAGUAAAGAGGGGCUUGCAAGAGCUUAAAGUGACUUUGGAGUCGGCUGAAGAAGUUGUGAAGAAAUACGCCUCAUCCAGUUGCCUGAAACGCAUUGUGAAGGCAUUUGACCUUGGCGAGGAGUUUGGGAGCUUGAACGAGCGUCUGAACGAUGCGGCACAGCUGCUCUCGCUGACCCUGCAGGUGGAACAGAGAGACAGGAUGGAUAAGGUGUUUAAAGAGAACAGGAGAAAGAAGGAGGAUGAAGAUGACAGAAGAGAGGACUAUGAGGAGCUCCAGAAUUUGCUUCAGUCUUUGGCAGAUGAGAAAGAAAAGACUAGAGUGAGUGUGGAUGCUGUGCAAGUGAAAGUCGAACAAACUCAGAAAGACGUUCAGGACAUUAAAGGCAUACUGGAAUCGUUGAGAAGACCCAGCAUUCAUUUGCAGGAUAUUAGAGAAAUCAGACCUGAGGAGCUAACCUAUGACAUUCCCAUUGAGCCAAUCAUGAAGUCUGACAAUUUUGAAUUGUUCAAAGGAGAAUAUAACAAGUUCACUGUGGCCAUCAAGAGAUACACGUAUACAGUGAGCACCAGCCCAAAACAAAUGAGGAGCAUAUUUCAUAAGGAAGUGGAGACUAUGAAACGCUUUGAGUCACCCCACAUCCUCAGGAUGUUCGGGAUCUGCGUUCAGAAUGAGAACGGACCAAAUCCAACCUACCUCAUAGUGAUGGAGUUCUGUGAGAAGGGCAAUCUAAGAUAUGUGCUGGACAGUCCCAGCAAACUACCCUGGGACAGAAAAACUCGCAUGUGUCUAGAUGCAGCGCAAGGACUAUACAGACUGCAUCAGUCAGAAGAAAAGUUUAAGGUGCAUGGUUGCAUCACUAGCAGCAAGUUUCUAGUGGCAGCUGGCUACAGAGUAAAGCUUGGAGGAUUUGAGUUGGCAAAGACUGAAAUAUCCCUAAAGAAUAGUAAAGAGAAUAAGAACAGCUCGAUGAUGUACAUUUCUCCACAGCAGCUGAAAGACAUAAACCAUCAGUAUGACAAAGCCUGUGAGAUCUACAGUUUCGGCAUUGUUCUGUGGGAGAUAGCAACACGUCAAGUCCCCUUUAAAGAUUGCUCCUCUUAUAGUAAAAUGUAUAAGAAGGUCUGGGUGGAAAAGACGGUGGAACCGCUGUCACAUGACUGUCCCAGUCAGCUCAAGGAGCUGAUUAAUGCCUGCCGUUCGUUUGAGCCGUUCCAGAGGCCUUCUGCUGGAGUGUUGGUGGACAAGCUACGUAAACUAGCACAGCAGUAUGAUGAGGACUAAAUCCAAAGCACAUCCACACUUGACUACGACAGAUGUUUUCACAUGUGUACAGUUAGGAUACAGAGAAUCUGAGAAAUUCAUUGGGAUUGUUUACUGGACUCAGCAUUUAAACUUCCUGGACAUAGCAUAUAAACUAUACUGCCAAUUACUGAAAAAAUGUGACAAUUAUGUUUUUUUUUUGUUUUUUUUAAAAAGGGCCUAUGCAAUCAAUAGAUUUUGAAAAUUCCUAAUCUGUGUCUGACAAGUUCUCUCUGUUUGUUAAAGGAGCCUGUCAUUGCUUGUAGCCAACAGCAUCUGAAGACAAAAUUUGACACUAAGUAAAUGUAACGUCUGAUGGUAUUUCUGACAUUUGUGUGGGGGUUAAUAUAUAUUGUAUGAAAUCUGCAGAAUGAAUUGAAAUAUAUGUAAACUCAGAUUUGGGUCCAGUUGGCUGUUGUGUGCUGUUACGACCCUGAAGUUGACUAUUUUCUUAAAACAGCAGGGGUUUUUGUUAAACUACAGUAAUUUACCAAUUUUUGUAUUAAUUCAAGAAUGACAUACAUUUUUAUCCAUUUAUAGUUGCAUUUAAUGUUGUGGAACAUUAGCUAAACAAGUUAUCACUUACUUAUUGACCACUACAAAGCACUAACACCUGAGAUUGGUUCCAUAAAUAUAAAAUAGAUAUGUUCUUACAGAAAACUUCACCAUAUCAAAAAUUGUUUGCUUUUUUCUUUCUUUUUUUAAUAACAUGCUUUUAAUCGGUUUUCAUUAUUAAACCUAGAUUGCCUAAGCACAUCCACCAUACAAGUCCCUGUAAAUUAGCUGUUACUUUAUCAUAGACAAUGCAUUAAAACAUGAUUGGGGCCA